GUCGAUCUCAAAUUCCUACUCGAUUCUGCUGCUGUUUGCCUCCUCUGCUGUGGUGAGACAUUUCAUGAGAUCGUUGCUUUGGGCGAUCGGCUUUCAGCUGGUAUAGAAAGUCUACAUGCUAGUUGUGCCAGCAUACUGCAGCUGAUCCUUGCUCUACCCACGGAGUAA
Protopolystoma xenopodis is the source of this 168-nucleotide messenger RNA. NCBI's taxonomy places the organism in Eukaryota, Metazoa, Platyhelminthes, Monogenea, Polystomatidea, Polystomatidae. The record is from the annotation of a GenBank genome assembly.